This is a messenger RNA of Alligator sinensis (Chinese alligator), 1972 nucleotides long. RefSeq names its product DAZ interacting zinc finger protein 1 like (gene DZIP1L). The transcript has 13 exons. Bases 162 to 1844 code for a protein of 560 amino acids. The record is from RefSeq and is a predicted model, not a curated record. Lineage: Eukaryota; Metazoa; Chordata; Crocodylia; Alligatoridae. Gene Ontology annotation, cellular component: cytoplasm; ciliary basal body. Gene Ontology annotation, biological process: cilium assembly.
GGCUUUGGGGAAUAUUUCCCCAUUCCUUUUCCAACGGAGAAGCUCUCUAGGCUCAGCACGGUGGGUCUGCUGUCAUCACGGAGGUGCAAAUUACAUAGCCGUUCUCCCAGAAUAUUUACUAUCCAUGGUAUUUGCCUGCAUUCAGGACACAGUGGCCAAGUAUGCCAGGGCACGGCACCCCCAUGAGCUACCCCAGCAAUGGGGCAGUCUUCGGGAACAUGCUCACCAGCCCUGGUGGAAUCCCUGCCUUCAAAUUCCAGUCUCGCCGGGACAGCAUUGAUUGGAGGAGGUUUAGUGCCAUCGAUGUGGAACGAGUGGCCCGGGAGCUGGACGUGACCACGCUUCAGGAGAGUAUCAACAGUGUCACCUUUUGCAACCUUGAUUCAGAGAAGUGCCCAUAUUGCCAGCAGCCGGUAGACCCAGUCCUCUUAAAGGUCUUUAAGAUGGCACAGCUGACCAUUGAGUACCUGCUGCACUCCCAGGAGUACCUGAGUGCCAGCCUGGCACUGCAGGAGGAGCAGCUCCAGUCAGCAAUGGAGGAGAUCAAGCUCACCAAGCAGGAGGUGGAGAAGCAGGCAGAGGAAAUGAGGGGAGUCAAGGAGGAGAGCAGGAGGCGAAAGAAGAUGAUCGCCACCCAGCAGCUUCUCUUGCAGGCUGGGGCCAAUAACUACCACAAGUGUCACCUGUGUGACAAGGCCUUCAUGAACUACUCCUUCCUCCAGGCCCAUGUUCAGCGCAGACACGUCGAGGCCAGUGAAGCUGAGAGGCAGAAGAAGAAGCAGGUGGAGCAAAUGGAGGAGGAGAUUGAAGAGCUGAAGGUGAGGCUGAAAGAGACCCGAGCCCAGCUGGAGGCUGAAAGGGAGGUUGAGAAUCAACGAAGGGCUCAGGAAGCAGAGAAAGUUCGCCAGAGAGAAGAGGAGGAUCUUAGAAUAAAAAAGGGAAUAAAAAGUGGAAAGAGAGAAUUUGAAAGAUGGAAAGAGGAGGAGAGGACCAAGUUUCAGAAGGAAAUGGAUGGCCUGAGACAAUUGUUCCUCACGGAGUUCAAGGACAUUGCUAGCAAGAACUCUGCCUUAGAAGGGAAACUGCAGGAGCUGCAAGCCAAAAACCUGGUGGUGUCCAACCUGGGGACCCUGCGGGAUGAGGACACUGAUGGCAAGCGGCAGUGGGCAAUGACCCAGAGAGAGUUCCAGGGCAUGAGGGAAAAGAUAGACUUGCAGAAAGCAGAAUGGAAGAGGAAGCUGAAGGAGCUGCAUCAGGAACACCAGGUGGAAAAGGAAGAGUUGAAGAUUGAGAAUGAGAGACUCCAGGCCUCCCUGUCUCAGGACCAGAGGCUAGCUACUAGCCACUUCCAGCAGCAAAAGGACUUGCUCAGUGCUCAGCUCAAAGAGCAGGCCAGGAUCAUCCAGGCACAGGAGAAAACGAUCAAGAUGCUAUCGGCAAGGAAAGUUGAAGUAACCCAGGAAGCGACCAACGUAGAAGCACAAGAAGAAUCCUCUGAAGAAGAGCUGGAGGAUACACUGGAUAGGAAGCAGAGGCUCCUGGAAGCCCUGAGGAGGAAUCCAAACCUACUAAAGCAGUUUCGUCCCAUUCUGGAGGACAUGCUAGAGGAGAAGCUUGAGAGCAUGGGUGUGAGGAGGGCUGCAAAGGGGAUUCCAGCUCAGACCUAUAAAACUCUGAGAGCUCUAGUAAGGACUCAACAGCAACAGAAGGCCAAGAAGUUUCCACAUCUCCUCAGCUUGAGGGAGAAAUUAAUCCAAGAUGUCACCUGGAAAGUCAAGCAGCGACAGAAGGAGGACGAUACUUUGCUGUGGCAAGUCUCUGUAUUUUCAGCACCCCACCUUUAAGUUCUGAGGAGGAGUCUGUGGGGGACCACUCCAACCUUCCUCCAAUGAAGGUGAGACAUCCCAUGAACAUGCAGCAAGUGCAAACCCCUUCCAGAAUGACACAUCAUGAUGCGAGUGAAUCGGACUGG